AUGGCAUGGUUGAAGACUGAGUACCUCCAUAGGAAUUCGAAUGCGAGGGCCGACUAUCUCGUAGACGUGCUGAUCAAGGCGCCAGGGGAGAUAGCAGCUUCUUUCCUCAUUAUGGACCGGAGAAGCUUAGCACGCCCAUUUCGAGUCCGUGAGUGCCACGCUGGUCAUCGAACCGCAUUGAAGGACUACGAAAAUCACAGAGACCACAUCACGGAAGUCGCGCAUGGAAGAUGGCGUGUAGAAGCAGUGACUACGAACAAGAUAUAUGCUGUUACCAUGUUACCAAAUCUGCACUGUGAUUGUGAUGCAAAGGAUAAUCUACACUGCCGGGCAUGCGGCGUAUGCCCAUAUUUGCUGCAAUGCACAUGUGGUAAUGCGGCUAGGUCGGGUGUGAGCUGCGAACACAUGCACGCCAUAAUGAUGUAUACCAACAUGUCCGAACAAGCGACGGAGGAAUCCCUGCGCGGAUCUGAAGCACUGCAAGAAACCCCACCAGCAGAUAGUGCAGCGGAGGAGACAUCACGAGCCAGCAGCGAAGCAUCGGAGCAGCUAUUAUCCGGUGGAGAACCACUCCUCCGUACAGCCCAAACGGCAGCGCAACCUUCGAACGAUAAGGAAAAGAGAUUGGAGCUGUUGAGGACGGCGAAGAUAAGCAUCACGGUGAUCGAGGAUCGAGUAAAACGUUUCGUCAAGAUGGACUCGAACGAUACACUUGACAAGCUGAUGGGACUUGUUGCACAAAUACAAGAAGUCGAAAAGUUGGCAUUGUCUUAUGAAGAAGACGAUAUACGACUCGCGCCAAGGCCUGAAAUCAAUCGUGUGGGAGCGAAACCUCAUCUAACCGACCAUACGUUUAGAAACGGUGAGUGCAACAAUUCUAUGCCAGCAUAA
Cylicocyclus nassatus is the source of this 891-nucleotide messenger RNA. NCBI's taxonomy places the organism in Eukaryota, Metazoa, Nematoda, Chromadorea, Rhabditida, Strongylidae. The record is from the annotation of a GenBank genome assembly.